AUGGCCUACCCAAUCACAUUUGUUGGAAACCAUCAGGCUUCUGUGGUGUAUUUAAACAAACUUCGAAAAGAAACUCCAACUGCUGGAUUUGUCGAGAAGCGAUUAGAUGAUCGUGAGCAUACAAUCUGCGGAAAGAUUGCUAAGCUCACACCGGUGUCAGUGCCAAACUCAAACCGACACGUCACCAACUUCUUCAACAAGAUUCUUACUCACAAAUACAUCAACGAGAGUGUGCAUGUCUACAGCACUUAUCUUUUCGAUCGGCUGUACCACAAUCAAUUUGGAGUUCCAGAAUUGCGGAAAAAAGAAAACUUUGUGGAAGACCACAAUAUUCUAUUCAACGGCGUUGAUGAUUACAACGUGGUGCAGAAGGAUGUGCUUGUGGUUCCAAUUAACUACGCAUUUGCCUGGCACCUGGUGGUUAUCGACAAGCCAAUGAAUGCGGCUCGCAAAAACGAAGAGGUCCAAAUCUACUUUGUUAGCGCUCAUCAGGUCACUCCAGAGCAUUCAAUGUCAAAAUUCGUCGCCAGAUACAUCGAGAUGGCAUUCGCGGUUCUGGGAUUAAAAACGUACCCAGAGAAUUUUAAAUACCAGGAGUUGGUUCUGGAAAGCUGUGCUAGCCAAUCGCAAGUACUAUGCGCGGUCUACACCGAGCUUGUAUUUAAGAUUGCAGAGCAUAAAAUGGGCAUGGAGGUGUUCUUCUCGGGAUUCAAGCCGCAGGCGCAAGACAAAAAGUUUGAGCACAAAAUCUUCCUGCGCUGCAUGGAGAGCCUUUUGGAAUGCAUCGCCGUGGAGAACAACCCACACGGGCAGCUUCCAGGAUUCGAGCUUGCUCUGAUUGAGGAUGAGGAUCUUUCAUGGAUAGAACCAGCCAACUACGACAAACUUCUUACAGACGAGUACCAAGACGGGUUGAUUCGUCCGGUUCGUCAGUUCAUGGAGCCAUUGGAGCAUCCAGAGCCGAUGAAAGAUUGGUUCGCCAAGCAAGUUGCCAAGCGGUGUGCCGGCGACUCAACGAAAAUUGUGUAUUAUGGAGAAUCAGAUUCAAGCCAUUCGGGUUGGGCCGGCGCUUCCUUUGUUGGAGAUUAUUCCGAUGCUGAUGAAGGAGCAAACACAUCGUCCAUCUAA
Caenorhabditis briggsae is the source of this 1128-nucleotide messenger RNA. The record is from RefSeq and is a predicted model, not a curated record. The transcript is spliced from 8 exons. Gene Ontology annotation, molecular function: cysteine-type peptidase activity. Gene Ontology annotation, biological process: proteolysis. NCBI's taxonomy places the organism in Eukaryota, Metazoa, Nematoda, Chromadorea, Rhabditida, Rhabditidae. Bases 1 to 1128 code for a protein of 375 amino acids.